This is a messenger RNA of Petromyzon marinus (sea lamprey), 735 nucleotides long. The record is from RefSeq and is a predicted model, not a curated record. NCBI's taxonomy places the organism in Eukaryota, Metazoa, Chordata, Hyperoartia, Petromyzontiformes, Petromyzontidae.
CCGCCCCUCUUCGCCGUCGUCACGUGACAGCGCGACCGGUCUCCUAGCAACGCCGACUCUCCUCAACCUGGGCCGGUCAUCGAGUGGGAGUCAUUAAGGUUCUAUUAAUAUUGCAGAGUGAGCGGGCAGCGCCGAGGCCGAGACAUCGCGGCUCACAACAUGGACCAGCCGGGGGCUGAGGACGGGGAGCGAAUGGGCGAUGUAGAGACGGAGCCCAGCGACGCCGGCGCUGGCGAGUGGUCAGCCGGCGCGUCAGCGGGGAGCCACUCGCGUCCUCGCUCCCACGCCAGCUCGGAGCGGAGCAGCCAAGACCGGCGCCCAGCCAGCGCCACCGCUGCCCGCACCUCCACCUCCACUCUAGGUGGACCGGAGGAAGUUACGGAGGUCGGAGGUCACGUUGACAGCGAUGACGAGGACCAGGAGGAUGCGUGGCGGAACGCAGCGACCUCCUCCGCCAUCGCUGCCGCUGUCGCCGCCGCCGAUGAUAAUGAUGACAAUUAUGAAGAACAGGGAGGAUGGGGGGAACACGGGGAUCCGUCGGGGGGAGGAGAAAGAGAGGAGGGAGGAGAGGGGGACAGACGUGGGGACGAAGGCUCGGAGCGAGGAGGGAGUGAUGCGGAGGACGACCUCGUUGUGCUCGACCCGGAUCAUGUGGGUGUCGCUCCUUUUGGCUCACACGCACACCUCUUUUCCACUGGGGGGGAGCAUAGUACAGUACAGGAAGUCUUCGUUUAA